Molecule: messenger RNA, 1482 nt
Organism: Rhodamnia argentea
Lineage: Eukaryota; Viridiplantae; Streptophyta; Magnoliopsida; Myrtales; Myrtaceae
Product: protochlorophyllide reductase, chloroplastic
Exons: 5
Coding region: 137-1333 (398 amino acids)
Molecular function (GO): protochlorophyllide reductase activity
Source: RefSeq, a predicted model, not a curated record
CUAAUAUCUCUCCCAGUGCUCCCUUCUUCUUGUGCUCUGUUCGCUCUGUUUUUUGUACUACUGGUUCACAAGAGAGGAUCUUUUCGCAUAUCCAUUUCGGAUAAAUAUUGAAACUUUUUCAAUUUGCAAGUACCAAAUGGCUCUUCAGGCUGCUGCAUUGCUUCCAUCCGCUUUCACCACUCGCAAAGAGGGCAAAUCUGGUGCACCCUUCAAAGAUUCGAGCUUGUUUGGGGUUUCAUUCUCUGAGUAUGUCAAAGCUGACUUCAACUCCUCUGCAUUGAGGUGCAAGAGGGAAUACAACCGAAGAAAUGGCGUUGUCAGAGCCCAAACAAUAGCUUCAGCUCCCUCGGUGACCCGGGCCGCCCCUGAGGGUAAGAAAACCUUGAGAAAGGGCAGUGUCGUAGUCACUGGUGCCUCGUCAGGAUUGGGUCUGGCUAGUGCCAAGGCUCUUGCCGAGACAGGAAAAUGGCACGUGAUCAUGGCCUGCCGAGACUUCCUCAAGGCCGAAAGAGCUGCCAAAUCGGCCGGGAUCGCCAAAGAGAACUACACGAUCAUGCACUUGGACCUUGCCUCGCUUGACAGCGUGAGGCAAUUCGUUGACAAUUUCAGGAGAUCGGGACGGCCGCUCGAUGCUCUUGUCUGCAACGCUGCUGUUUAUCUGCCAACUGCUAAGGAGCCCACUUUCACAGCUGAAGGAUUCGAGCUCAGCAUUGGGACUAACCAUCUAGGGCAUUUCCUCCUUUCGAGGCUGUUGCUUGAGGACCUGAACAAAUCUGAUUACCCAUCGAGGCGACUCAUCAUAGUCGGCUCAAUCACAGGGAACACAAACACCUUGGCUGGGAAUGUGCCUCCGAAGGCCAACCUUGGUGACUUGAGAGGACUGGCGGGAGGGCUGACCGGGCUGAACAGCUCGGCCAUGGUUGAUGGUGGAGAUUUCGAUGGCGCCAAGGCCUACAAGGACAGCAAAGUGUGCAACAUGCUGACAAUGCAGGAGUUCCACAGGCGCUACCACGAGGAUACCGGAAUCACGUUCGCAUCCCUAUACCCAGGCUGCAUCGCCACGACCGGCUUGUUCAGGGAACACAUCCCGCUCUUCAGGUUGCUCUUCCCGCCUUUCCAGAAGUACAUCACCAAGGGCUUCGUAUCCGAAGAUGACGCCGGAAAAAGGCUCGCUCAGGUUGUGAGUGACCCGAGCUUGACAAAGUCCGGGGUCUACUGGAGCUGGAACAAGGAUUCAGCAUCGUUCGAGAACCAGCUGUCCCAGGAAGCUAGCGACAUCGAAAAGGCGCGUAAAGUUUGGGAACUCAGCGAGAAACUUGUUGGUUUGGCCUAAAAUGAGCUUUUUGGAUCGUACCCAGAGGGAACAUCCUUGGAAGAAGAGGAUGUUCAUCAGGAAGACAGUAACGAUUCAGCCUUUGUAGUUGUAGGUGACUUGUGAGUCGGGAUUUGGCAAUAAAACAGCUCAUGUCUUCUUGCAAAGUU